AUGGUCGAGCUCCAGUCGAUCUUCCAAAAGGCCUACUGGUCCCUGAUGGCCGGUGGCCUGGCCUAUGUUGCUUUCGUUCUUGCAUCGACAUCUCCAAAAGUUCAAAGAUUUGCUCUGUACGCCAAUAGGGUCAAUCCAACUGCCUGGCAGGACAUCAAUGAUGUCGAGAGCUUUGGCUUCCUGAGGACACAAGUCCAGCCGUUCAGUCUGAGAACACCCGACAACGAGACGGUAUAUGGCUGGCACAUCCUGCCUCUCCACCUCUGCCGGGAACAUGAGGAGGUCCUUUCAGCGAGUGAACUAUCAGGCCCGGCAGAGGACUAUAGCAAGACUGCUGCAUUUAAGCUUCUUGCGGAAGACCCGAAUGCGAGAGUCGUCAUAAGCUUCCAUGGAAAUGCAGCACACCUUGCUAGCGCUCAGCGACCGGAGACGCAUCGAAUGCUCCUGGGACUAUCGACUCCUUUGGAUCCUGUCCAUGUGUUUACCAUUGACUAUCGCGGAUUUGGUCUCUCGACGGGAUCACCCACGGAAGAAGGACUAAUCACCGACGGGGUUUCCUUACUGAACUUCCUCACUUCAUCUCCUCUAAACGUACCUCCCUCUCGAAUUGCCAUCAUCGGGCAGAGUCUGGGGACAGCCGUCAGUGCCGCGGUGACGGAACGAUUCUACUUUGGUCACCCCGACCCAACGCUCAUCCAGCCCGCCAUCUCGGACCCGGAGCCCUUUGCUGGCGUCGUGCUGGUCGCCUCCUUCAGCAAAAUUUCAAGUCUGAUCAAGACGUACAGCCUCAAGGGUCUAACCCCGCCGCUGUACGGCCCGCUCCUCCGAUAUCCCCGCUUAGAAAGCUGGAUCUCCAGCCUCAUCGUCGACACCUGGGACACGGCUGCACGCGUGGCACGGCUGACGGGCAUAGGCCCGACCGCCGAGAAGGACUCGAAGACAUCGUACGCCCACAAGGGGCUCGACCUCACCAUAAUCCACGCCUUGAACGAUGCAGAUAUCCCGUGGUUCGAGGGCCACGCCGUCUGGAAAGCAGCAACUAAUGAAGGCGGCAACGGAUCUAUCAUCUACGAGAAAGACCAGGAUAACGGCCCUGGCCAGGUGAGGAUUUGGGAGAGAGAUGUUGGGACGGGAAAGAAGAGAGUCAGAUGGGAACGGGUCGGAUACGGUGGCCACAAUCGAGUCGCGACAUUCUCGGUUGCAAGCCUUGCUGUUUUGAGGGCAUUCGAGGAAUAGACUUGGGAAAUAUAAAUAUAUACCCCUUAUACUGGGCAGAAAUUGAAUAUCAUUCUUCCAUAUAGACUCUGUAUGUAAAGACUGUCGCACAGAACAUAGGUAUCCUGAUGACCCAUCCUACUGUAGAGGGAAAUACUUCAAGUUCAACGUUGGAUAAUCGUCGAUUCUAUUCUAUGAGAGGAGUAAACCAGGAACCUUCAAAAAAAAGAGAAAAAAAAAAGAAUAUAAACCCAAGUCCAAACAAGAAGACCCCUUGACAUAUAACACUAUCAUACAUGUGCAG
Penicilliopsis zonata CBS 506.65 is the source of this 1519-nucleotide messenger RNA. RefSeq lists its product as hypothetical. Lineage: Eukaryota; Fungi; Ascomycota; Eurotiomycetes; Eurotiales; Aspergillaceae. The transcript is spliced from 5 exons. The record is from RefSeq and is a predicted model, not a curated record. The coding region runs from base 1 to 1236 and encodes 411 amino acids.